Messenger RNA from Cladocopium goreaui, 1443 nucleotides. NCBI's taxonomy places the organism in Eukaryota, Dinophyceae, Suessiales, Symbiodiniaceae. The record is from the annotation of a GenBank genome assembly.
GUGAUCUGCAACAACCUGGGCGGCUUUGGCCCCGAGAAGAACGCCCCCCAGCAGCUGCACUACCGCGCCGUGGCGCACCUGCACGGCCAUGCCGUGGACGUGGUACUGGAAGCUGGUCAGGGAUAUCAUCCCAAGAAAGCACUGCUCAAUGGCUUGGCCUCGCAUCACUAUGCCGCCUCGGUCAAUGUAGCCACGAACACGGAAGCGCAAAUCGAGCUGCGCUUUCUGAUGGCCAGUCAUCAAGUGCAGGAAAACCAGCCGCUUCCAGUGAAGUUUUCCAAGCUUUUCCUGUCCAUUUUUGACUCGGAGGAGCCAGUGAGAUCUCUGCAAAAAGGUGAAGUGGUACUGCAUGAUGUCAAGGCGGCAUUUUGGCCCAAUGGGACUCGCUGGAACGUCCCGAUCGAUCCACAGGCGGCCUAUGUGGUCCCCGGGGGAGUGGCUCCUGUGAUGCUCUUUGAAGAUGUGACCAGUGUGUCAGUCACCUUGACCCCCAAGGAUUAUCCAGGCAACUCAGUGGGUGGCUUCUGGGCUGGUCGCACCUUCUUCAUCACUUUACACUCACCUGAUCUGGCGGGGCACUGGUUUGCCCAAGCCGCCCCUGUGCGUUCACUUCGCCUUCUUGUGCUGGUGAUGGCAGCUCCUGCUGCUGCCCUGGAAGAGGAAUUGGCCGCCAUGGAGACUGCAGACGCUGCUGAUCUUGCAGGACCUGCUGCCGAAGCAGCUCAUCCUGCCGGAGCUCCUGCUGCCGAAGCAGCCCACCCUGCUGCAGCAGCCCCUGCUGUGGCAGAAGCUGCCCGUGCUGCCAAAGCACCGGCUGGUCCUCCUGAUGUCGCGCCACUGAUUGAGGACUACAAUGAAGCGGAGCAUGGAGAUGAUGGGCCAGGGCCAGAUGAGCUGGUUGUGGAAGGGAGAUUGGUGCACCAAUCUGAAACUGGCCUUCUCCCUGCAGCCCAAGCUGCCCAAUCUGCUGCUCUCCAGCGCCAGCGAAUGGAUAUCGCAGAGAGCGUGAGGCAAGCUGUUGGCAGCACCUUUGGCUUGCGAAUGGAAGGUCUGCUGCUGGGCCAGGAAGAAAUCAAGCACCAUGCUGUGGCUCGCAUCCAUGCCCCUGCAAUUUUCAAUGAAGUCUACGACACGUCCAAAGAUUUCUCAUGGGCAAUGUUCGGAUUUAACACCAUGGUGUUGAGUUUGACCCUGCAGCCCAGCGAAGCCAACAUAGUCGAGGAAGCCCGCGAUUUGCUGCAGCUGAUUCCUCCGCACAAUAGCAUUCCAAAGAAGUUCUCUGUGUUGGCUGCCAUUGUGCGUGAGCUCCUCCAGCAGUUCUCAGAGGCCGGUCCCUGCGGUGGUGGAGCGCUUCUGUGCAACAUCUUCAUCUUACCCUUCUCUAUGAACGGUGCUGCCAGGGGAUACCCGCUUCUUGAGCCAGAGGAGGAUGGGGAGCCUUGA